Molecule: messenger RNA, 1176 nt
Organism: Penicillium riverlandense
Lineage: Eukaryota; Fungi; Ascomycota; Eurotiomycetes; Eurotiales; Aspergillaceae
Exons: 2
Coding region: 1-1176 (391 amino acids)
Source: RefSeq, a predicted model, not a curated record
AUGAAGCCGACCGGCCCUCCUUGCCUGUCUGAGUUGGUUGUCGAGCUCAUCGAGUUGAUCGCAGACUCCUGCGACGGGGACAGUAUCUUGCAGCUGCGUUUGGUGUGCCGAGAGCUCCAGAGAAAAACUAUUCACUACUACGCGCGCCGUUUCUUCUCAUCCGUCAAGACAGAUCUAUCUAGCGACAGUCUCCGUCGCAUAAAUGCCCUCUCGCAACAUCAGAUUAUACGACCCUAUGUUCAAGGCUUAGCUUUCAUACUCCAGAAAGGCGUAGGCCAUGGCAUAGAAUGGGAGCGCUAUCGAUGGGGACCCUUGUGUGCGCCACUGAAAAUCGAGGCCAUUCGAACUUUACACAAUAACCUCCUUCAUGGUCUGACCAACUGCCGCUCAUUUUUCAUUUUCUGUCGAUAUCCUGAAGGCCAGCCGGAUCUGGGUCGGGUUACCAUCACGGACGCGGUGCGAGUAUCUUUUGCACUCUUGGAAGGUAUAAAGCUCCAUUCCUUCCAUCUAAUAUAUGCAAAUAAGUACUCCCGCACUCUGAUAAUGGAUAUGCGCCGCCUACCGAAGCUGCUAUACCGCCAACCAGAGUUUCAAAAUGCGUGGUUGAAUCUCAAGAAACUGUCUCUGGAGCAGUAUCUUACUCUAGAGAACUUUGGUUUCUUGCUAGAGCUGGUACUCAGUGCCCCGAAUCUUGAAACACUUUUACUUAAUUUGGGGUCCCACGAUUUGUCUUGUGAAUUUAUCCACGAAUUAGCCGAAAUGGGCACACUAUCUCAACUAUGUGAGCUGGCUCUAUUUCGGACUUCAAUGCACGGGCCAGACGUCAAAAAACUCCUUGGCAAGGUCCAAGGGAGCCUCAGUACCCUCACCUUGUAUCAUGUUUCUCUAUCGCCGGACGACAGCUGGGCCUCUAUUAUUCAGGCGCUUGGUGAGGAGCUUUUACAUUUGCAGAGCAUCUCUCUAUAUUACCUCUGGUCCAGUACACCGUCCAAGGAGCUAUUGGCGUUUCCAGACCUUCGGAGGGUGCCUGAUUUGUGUAAUUUGCCAGAACAACAUCUCCAUAUGUUCUAUUCGGAAACCUCCCAGAGCCCAACUGUGCUGGGAGUGGAGUAUUCAGGGCCCAAGAUGCCGCAGAUAUUAAGACUGUUACAAACCACCAGCAAGUGUACUGGAUGA